Molecule: messenger RNA, 424 nt
Organism: Sipha flava (yellow sugarcane aphid)
Lineage: Eukaryota; Metazoa; Arthropoda; Insecta; Hemiptera; Aphididae
Exons: 1
Source: RefSeq, a predicted model, not a curated record
GCCUAUUUCUUUACUUUCAACUGCACCUAAAACAUUCGAAACUAUUGUGUCGGAUAUGAUAACUCCUGAACUUGACAGAAUUAUUGUUGACGAUCAACAUGGUUUUAGAUCGUCUAAAACAACUACUACUAAUUUACUUACCCUUCAACAUUCCAUAAUUGAUGCUUUUUCUGCUGGUUUACGUAUGGACGUUAUUUAUACUGAUUUCGCUAAAGCUUUAUAUAAAGUUAAUCACACUAUUCUUUUACAUAAAUUAAAAUAUAUUGGCGUAUGUGGUCCUCUUCUUCAAUGGAUUAAGUCUUACAUUUCACAGCGUAUUCAAAUUGUUGUUUAUAAAGAAUUUCAGUCAAAACCAAUAUUAGUUACUUCAGGUGAAUUGACUGCACGCAAUGAAUUAAAAUUAACCAAAUUCAUUCAAAUUUAA